This is a messenger RNA of Copidosoma floridanum, 1511 nucleotides long. RefSeq names its product 3-ketodihydrosphingosine reductase (gene Kdsr). Gene Ontology annotation, biological process: sphingolipid biosynthetic process. The record is from RefSeq and is a predicted model, not a curated record. Lineage: Eukaryota; Metazoa; Arthropoda; Insecta; Hymenoptera; Encyrtidae. Gene Ontology annotation, cellular component: endoplasmic reticulum membrane. Gene Ontology annotation, molecular function: 3-dehydrosphinganine reductase activity.
UGUACAACUGUUCAACUUACUACUUUUCCGGGUAGCAUUUUAAGUAGGAUCAUUAACGUUUAAAAUGAUACAAUUACUGAGAACUGCGUUAUUUUAGUGCGUGAAUUUUAGUGCAGUGUUAGCAGUGAUCGGAAUACAUUUAAGUUGAUUGAAAUACGGUGAAACGUAGUAUAAGUAAUCAAAAUGGACUGGAACACAAUAAAUUAUUAUUUUUCUUCGCUAGUUAUUCUCGUGUAUGGUUGGUUGUCAUUAAUUAUCUUGACGUUGAGUAUAAUUGUGUUUUCGUACGUUUAUGAAUCAAUUCGGAGAUACAUGAAAAAGAAUAUAAAUGAAGAGUCACGGCAGAAAGGAUUACUUUACAAAAAAAAUGUCAUUGUGACGGGCGGCUCGAGCGGCAUAGGCAAAUGUGUGGCGAUCCUCGCAGCCCAGGAAGGCGCCAACGUCAUAAUAAUAGCCCGGAACUUGGAAAAACUGACGAUGGCCCAAUCGGAGAUACUCGAGGCUUGCCGAGACAAGAAGACCCAACAGAUCGAGGGUAUAUCUAUGGACAUCAGUCUCGACUACGGGCGCGUGCUCACAGCUAUCGAUGAACUGGAGAACAGGCUGGGACCCAUUUACAUGCUGGUCAACUGCGCGGGGACCGCCGUCUGCGGCAAGAUCGAAGAUACGACCUCGGAUAUGUUUAACCUGCUGCUUCAGCUGAACCUCGCAGGCAGCUACUACUGCACGAAAGCCGUGGUGCCGAAAAUGAAACAGGCACGCGAGGGCAGGAUCGUGCUCGUUGGCUCGCAAGCCUCUCUACUCGGAGUAUUCGGAUACACAGCUUAUAGUGCCACCAAGUUUGCGAUAAGAGGCUUGGCCGAGGCUCUGGCGAUGGAGCUUACGCCUCACAACGUGUUCGUCACUCUGUCCUUGCCUCCGGAUACCGAUACCCCAGGCUUUGAAGUGGAAGAGGAAACCAAGCCUAUGGAGACUAAGCUCAUAUCCAACGCCUGUGGUCUGAUGCAGCCGGAAGACGUUGCCAAGAAAUUAUUCUACGACGCUUUGGAUGGUAAAUUCUUCUCGACCAUAGGAAUGGAAAGCUAUCUGGUGACUACUGUGUGUGCUGGUAUGUCGCCGUAUAGUUCUCUGAGUGAGCUGGCCCUUCAGGUGCUGCUGAUGGGGCCUUUCAGGAUUGUCAGUGCCUUUCUCCUGUACUCCUUCCGAAAUAUUGUUACCAAGUGCAUGAAUGACAGGGAGAACCAAAAAAAGUCCGAGUAGUCUUGACAAUCGUCCAGCUAGCCGUGCAUUUAUUUUUACUUACCAAGCUUGGUUUCAUCGGAGCAUGAAAACCAAUUCUCAGGAAUUUUUCUACUGUUUUAAAUAUUAUUUUAUUUAUAAAGAUAAUGGCAAGUAUAACUUUGACAUUGUGAUAUUACAUAAUUUUUAAUGAUUAUUGUGACCAAAAAUAUUUACGUGUGAAUGUAUGAGUAACUACUUGUUUGAUUAUUUUAAAUAAUAAGCAAAAAUAA